This is a messenger RNA of Hemibagrus wyckioides, 1245 nucleotides long. It is a transcript of the gene tmed3, whose product is annotated as transmembrane p24 trafficking protein 3. Gene Ontology annotation, cellular component: Golgi apparatus; endoplasmic reticulum-Golgi intermediate compartment; endoplasmic reticulum. Lineage: Eukaryota; Metazoa; Chordata; Actinopteri; Siluriformes; Bagridae. Gene Ontology annotation, biological process: endoplasmic reticulum to Golgi vesicle-mediated transport; intracellular protein transport; Golgi organization. The record is from RefSeq and is a predicted model, not a curated record. The coding region runs from base 101 to 715 and encodes 204 amino acids. The transcript is spliced from 3 exons.
UGAUUUCUAUUGACAAAUGUGUGUAUCUAACCGCACAGUGUAUCUAGGCGCGUUUAGAGCUGCAUCUGCUGCAAAAGUCAUAUUUGCAUAAUAAAGAAAUAUGCUCGGUGUCGUGUUGACCAUUUGGACACUGUACUCAACUCUGAUUAGUGCCACUGAACUGACCUUUAAAUUACCUGAUAGUGAGAAACAAUGUUUUUACCAGGAAUUAGAAGAGGGGGUCACGUUUCAUGUCGAUUAUCAAGUUAUUGCUGGUGGCAACUAUGAUAUUGACUGUUUUGUGACAGACCCAUUGAAUAAUGCCUUGUAUGAAGAACGCAGGAAGCAGUACGACAGCUUCACCCACACUACAGCCAUGAAGGGUGUUUAUGCAGUCUGCUUCAGCAACGAGUUUUCAACCUUCUCUCAUAAAACAGUGUAUCUAGACUUCCGAUCAGGCGAAGACGAUCAACUACCGCCUGGUAUAAACAAGCCAACAGCUCUUACACAGAUGGAGUCAACCUGCUUGUCCAUCCAUGAGAUUCUGAAAGUGGUGGCAGACUCCCAGACCAAGUACCGUCUUCGAGAAGCUCAGGACCGCAUCAGAGCUGAGGAACUAAAUGUACGUGUUUCUUAUUGGUCCCUCGGAGAGGCACUCAUUAUAUGUGUGGUCAGCAUUGGACAAGUUCUUAUGCUGAAGAGCUUCUUCAAGGAGAAGAAUACAACCAGAACAUAGCCUUCUUAUGACCACUCUCUAACAAUCCAGCCUUAACCUAACCUGUUGUAAUGAUCUGCUAUAACAAGGACAUACUGUAUUUCCAACAGAAUACAAAAGGAAAAAUUGGGUACUGGUGUUUACAUUUAAGAAAAAUAAAUGAGAAAUCAGUAUAAGCUUUACUGGAUGUAGUAAUUAAAAUUUUAUGGGUCUUUUAUAUAGAGAAUAGGGAAUUUUAUAAUAGAUUUAAUUUUGCACCUUUAGGUCAAAUUGCACUGCAAAAAAUAACGUCUUAGCAAGUGGAUCUACAUCAGAUGUAGUCGGGUUUAACUAGUAUUUCCUGUGAUUAGAUUAAAAUAAACAAAACUUAAGACUAUUAAGGCUAUUUCUGGUCAUUUUUGUCUUAUUUGAGUUGUUGUGAUGGAAGCUAAAAUUUCCAGAAAGAAGGAACAUCAUUUAACAUAAUAGGAUAAAAAUAAUUAGUUAAAAUUAAAUCAAGAAAUAGAAAAGGAAAUACUAGAUAAAUUUGACUGUAUUCUCACUUGGUAAAA